CCGCCCCAGCGCAGCCGAGCACGGCUGCUGACGGGCCGGGCCGGGCUGGGGCGGCAGAGGCGGGAGGCUCCGGGCCCUCGGAGGGGAUGCGGGGCGGGCGCGGCGCCAUGAGCACCCCCGCAGCCGCCGCCGCCUCGGGGGGGCGCUCCGGCCCCGACGGCCCGCUGCGGCCCGGCACCGCGCUGCUGGUGCCGCCGCUGCUGCUGCUGCUGCUGCUGUGGCUGUGGGCGCGGGGCCGAGGGCGGCGCGGGGCCGGCCCGCCGGGCCCCUGGGCCUGGCCCGUGCUGGGCAACGCGCUGCAGCUGGGCCCGCUGCCGCACCUGGCCUUCGGCCGCCUGGCGCGGCGCUACGGGGACGUCUUCCAGCUGCGCCUGGGCGGCCGCGCCGUCGUGGUGCUGAACGGCGAGCGCGCCAUCCGGCAGGCGCUGGUGCGGCUGGGCGCCCAGUUCGCCGGCCGCCCCGACUUCCCGUCCUUCCGCCUGGUGUCGGGCGGGCGCAGCCUUGCCUUCGGGCCCUACGGCGAGCCCUGGCGGGCGCAACGACGCCUGGCCCACGCCGCGCUGCGCGCCUUCUCGGCCGGCGGCGGGCGGCGCCUGCUGGAGCGGCACGUGGCGGCCGAGGCGCGGGAGCUGGCGGCCGAGCUGCUGCGGCGCGGGGCGGCCGGCGCCCGCUUCGACCCCAGCGCCGCCCUGGGCCUGGCCAGCGCCAACGUCAUCUGCGCGCUCUGCUUCGGCCGCCGCUACGGCCCCGACGACGCCGAGUUCCGGGCGCUGCUGGGCCGCAACGACCGCUUCGGGCAGACGGUGGGCGCUGGCAGCCUAGUGGACGCGCUGCCCUGGCUGCAGGCCUUCCCCAACCCCGUGCGGAGCGUCUUCCGUGACUUCCAGGCCCUCACGCGCGAGGUGCACGCCUUCGUGGCCGACAAGAUGGCGCAGCACCGGCGCAGCUACGACCCGCGCCGGCCCCCGCGCCACAUCAGCGACGCCGUGCUGGAGGGUGCCGAGCAGGCCCCCGGCGGGCUGGGCCGCGCCUAUGCCGAGGCCACCAUGACCGACAUCUUCGGGGCUGGGCAGGACACCACGGCGACGGCGCUGUGCUGGGCACUGCUGUUGCUGCUGCGCCACCUGCCCCUGCAGCGCCGCCUGCAAGCCGAGCUGGACCGCGUGGUGGGCCGUGCCCGCCUACCCACGGCCGACGACCGUGCCGCCCUCCCUCAGCUCGAGGCCUUCCUGUGCGAGGUGCUGCGCUACAGCAGCUUUGUGCCUGUCACCAUCCCGCACGCCACUACGGCCGACGUGCAGCUCGAUGGCUUCUACAUCCCCCGGGGCACCGUGGUCUUCAUCAACCAGUGGUCAGUCAACUACGACCCGACCAAGUGGAAGGACCCGCACGUCUUCGACCCGGGGCGCUUCCUGGAUGCCGAGCAGCAGCUGGACCGUGACCGCGCCGCCGGCGUCAUGAUCUUCUCGCUGGGUAAGCGGCGGUGCAUCGGCGACCAGCUGGCCAAGCUGCAGCUCUUCCUCUUCACCGCCAUCCUGCUGCAUCAGUGUGCCUUCGAGCCCAACCCAGCCGAGCGCCUCACCAUGGACUGUGUCCAUGGGCUGGCACUCAAGCCACAGCCCUUCACCGUCUCCGUCAGGCCGAGGGGCGAGCCUGGGGGUGCCCUGUGAGGAGCCAACUGGCCCCAGGGUAGCUCUGCCUGUAGAGCCCAAGGUGAGAUUGACCCUGCGACCAGGGCACAUCGCUCUUGAACAGCCUUCCUCUUGAACAGCCUCUAGCCUGCCCCUCAGGGCAGUGUAGGGAGAGCAGUCCCAUGUCCCCGCGUGGCAGAGUGGACACAUCUGCAGCUUCAGGCAGAGAGCUGGGGGUGAGCUGAGCCUCUGGCAGCCCUUAUGCACAUUCCUCAGCCCCCAGCAGCUUUUGCUGGCUCUGGGAAGAGUCCUCUUCCAGCUGUCCUAUCGCUGCCAGGGUCCCCGGAGCUGUCCCUCCCUUACAUCCAGGGCACUAACUGAAAGACACCUGCUCAGAUCGGACCAAACAGGGCAGCACAGGGGCAUCUGCUGACAGCCUUAUUCCUUUCACUAAAGCAGCACACAUGAGGGUACGCCUCCUUCCCUGCUCAUCCUAGCCCCACAUAGACAAAGCCUUUGAGGGAGGGUGCCUUCAGGCACCGCUCCUGGAUAUUGCUGCCAAAUCCAAGACAGUUGGCCCUUGUUCCUGGAUGCUGGACAAUCACUGGUUAAUGAAAUUGACCCAGAGAAAUCAGGAGCAGGAGUUGCACUUUGCCAUUCAACCUGUGCAGCCAUAGAUUCAGGGGUCCCUUUCCUACAUAAACAGCUUCUCCCAGCCCUAGCUUCAUUAUUCUCACUCCCCAGUGAAAAGGACUUCCCUGUAGACAAAAUAAGUGUGGCAGAGCCCUUUGGAACAUUCAGUGCUUUAUUAAGAAAUGAAAUCCAAAGGUAUGGGGUGAAGGGGACAUCACUGUUUCUGAGCCAGACUCUUCCCACUGCUGUCUGUUCAUGGGGAAUAAGCACAGGCCUCCUGUGUCCUGAGUCACUCUCCCUCGGCCAGAAGUCAAAGGGAGCAGCAGUCCCUUCCCAGCAGCUCCCACAUCUGCUUGGCAAGUCAAGAACUUGGGGAGAGUUUAACCUACAAAACAUUGCAAAUCUAGGACAUUUAAAGAUAAAAACCCCCAGCUUUUUUCUCUGCUAUUAAGCUUUGCACGCACAGAUUUUUUACAGUGCUUUUCUGUGUUCUUUUUGUAAUGGGAAUGGCUUAAGUCUGAAUUCACAACACAGUGAAAUGUGACAUUUUUCUUUCCUUUUUAAUUUUUUUUGGUUUUUUUGCCUUUUCUGAAUAAAUCUCUGACAAGUGUU
This is a messenger RNA of Alligator mississippiensis (American alligator), 2876 nucleotides long. RefSeq names its product cytochrome P450 1B1-like. The transcript has a single exon. Gene Ontology annotation, molecular function: iron ion binding; monooxygenase activity; oxidoreductase activity, acting on paired donors, with incorporation or reduction of molecular oxygen. The coding region runs from base 87 to 1670 and encodes 527 amino acids. The record is from RefSeq and is a predicted model, not a curated record. Lineage: Eukaryota; Metazoa; Chordata; Crocodylia; Alligatoridae.